AUGUCUGAAGCCGACCAAAAGCUCAAAUUGAGAACUGCUGCUUUCGAUGCUCGGUUCCCUAAUACCAACCAGACGAAGCACUGCUGGCAAAACUAUGUCGAUUACUACAAGUGUGUCAACGCCCGUGGUGAGGAUUUUGAGCCCUGCAAGCAGUUUUAUCGUGCCUUCCACAGCUUGUGUCCUAAUGAAUGGAUUGAAAAAUGGGACACUGAACGUGAAGAAGGCACCAAUCCCUCCAACUUUUCCAUUAAUUAA
Lichtheimia ornata is the source of this 255-nucleotide messenger RNA. RefSeq lists its product as uncharacterized. The coding region runs from base 1 to 255 and encodes 84 amino acids. The transcript has 5 exons. The record is from RefSeq and is a predicted model, not a curated record. Gene Ontology annotation, cellular component: respiratory chain complex IV; mitochondrion. Lineage: Eukaryota; Fungi; Mucoromycota; Mucoromycetes; Mucorales; Lichtheimiaceae.